AUGCUUCAGAUAAUUCUAUUCGUUAUAUUGAUUGUUUCGGGGAUUGUUUCAUGGCUAAGCGGAACAUUUCCCGGGAGUCGAGGACGUGGUUUACCUCCGGGCCCACCGUGUGUGCCCAUAUUGGGAAAUGCCCUGCAAGUGCCAAAGACAGGGAUUCAUCUUAAGUUCACCGAAUGGGCCAAAAAAUACGGGCCCAUUUUCUCUCUCAAGAUUGGGUCGUCCACCACGGUCGUCAUCAACUCUCCCUACCUCGUCAAGCAGAUUCUGGACAAACAAUCCGUAAAAUACAGUGAUCGCCCCAACAUAUACAUUGCCAAUGAGCUCAUUUUCCGUGGUGAUCAUCUCAUGUUUCUGAAUGCAGGGGAGACCUGGCGUCGCGGUCGGCGACUCUAUCAUCAACAAUUAAACGAGAUCAUGUGUGAGAAACAACAUGUUGCUCUCCAAGACGCAGAGGCAAAACAAAUGCUUCAUGAUUUUUGCCUCAACCCAGACGGAGUCAUGGAUCAUCCUAAGAGAUAUAGUAACAGUAUAAUCAUGAGCAUCGUACUCGGAAUCCGGACUCCAACAUGCGGGACGCCACACAUGAACGGGCUGUACCGUUUUAUGGAAGGGCUGUCCGAGAUAUUGGAGAUUGGUGCCACGCCUCCUGUGGACGUAUUCUCUAUUUUCAAAUACCUUCCCGAGGCGUGGUUUCAAAACUGGAAAUCUAGAUCACGAGCAGUCGGAGAUAUCCUUACAAACCUCUACGAGCCCUUGGUGCGACUUGUGGUUUAUCGACGACAGAAAGGCGACAGUAAAGGGUCCUUCCUGGACAAUUUGCUCGACAAGCAGAGCAAGCUUGGUCUUUCAGAGCGAGAUAUUCUUCUAAUGGUGGGUAACCUGGUUGAGGGUGGAUCGGACACUACGGCCAGCAUGCUCCUAGUGUUUAUUCAGGCUAUGGUCAAAUAUCCACACAUUCAGAAACAAGUACAGGCCCAGAUCGAUGAGACAAUUGGUGAAUCUCGGUCUCCUACUUGGGAGGACUUUGCUAGCUUACCUCUGGUGAAUAUGGUUGUCAAGGAAUGCUUGCGUUGGCGUCCAGUAGCACCCACCGCAUUCCCUCACGCUGCGAAAGAGGAUGGCGAAAUUGACGGGCUGCUAAUCCCCAAAGGAUCCACCGUUAUUUUGAAUGCAUGGGGUCUCCAUAAUGAUCCCGACCGCUAUCCUGAUCCGGAUACUUUCAAUCCUUGGCGGUAUAAGAAUCAUACCUCGUUGGCACCUACAUAUGCAGCUAGUUCUGAUUACGAGAACCGUGAUCAUUAUGCUUACGGUGCCGGGCGAAGAAUCUGCCCUGGUAUCCAUCUAGCGGAGCGUGGAAUGUUCAUCGCUUUCGCUAAGAUGCUAUGGGCAUUUGAAAUGUCGGAGCCAGUCGAUCCACAGACCGGCUUAUCAACACCUGUCGAUGUUGAUGCGGAGACAGGGUACAUGGAAGGCUUUUUAAGCUGUCCCAAAGACUUCAAGGUGACUAUUCGAGUGCGGUCCGAAAGCCGUCGAGAGACUAUUCUUCGAGAAUUUGCGACAGCUGAGAAAGAUGUGUUCAGCCAAUACGAGUGCCUUUGA
Penicillium longicatenatum is the source of this 1599-nucleotide messenger RNA. RefSeq names its product cytochrome P450. The record is from RefSeq and is a predicted model, not a curated record. Gene Ontology annotation, molecular function: heme binding; oxidoreductase activity, acting on paired donors, with incorporation or reduction of molecular oxygen; monooxygenase activity. The transcript has 3 exons. The coding region runs from base 1 to 1599 and encodes 532 amino acids. Lineage: Eukaryota; Fungi; Ascomycota; Eurotiomycetes; Eurotiales; Aspergillaceae.